AUGCUGUUGAGAAAUUUGGAUUCCCCUUCACUUUGCAGUGGUACAAGAUUAUCUGUCAAGAAGCUCAUGAAAAUUGUUAUUGAAGCAACUAUUUUAACUGGUCCUGCAAAAGGAAAAGACGUGUUCAUCCCAAGAAUUCCCAUUAUACCAUCUGAUGUACCAUUUCAUUUUAAACGGCUUCAGUUCCCAAUAUCUUUAAGUUUUGCAAUAAGUAUAAACAAGGCACAAGGACAGUCUUUAAAGGUUGUUGUGCUAAACCUACGAAGUCCAUGUUUUUCACACGGCCAGUUAUAUGUUGGUUGUUCUAGAGUGGGAAGAAAGGAUAAUCUUUACAUCUUUGCUCCCAAUUGGAAAACAUUUAAUAUUGUGUAUCCAGAAGCCCUUCAAGAAUAG
This is a messenger RNA of Stegodyphus dumicola, 393 nucleotides long. RefSeq lists its product as uncharacterized. The record is from RefSeq and is a predicted model, not a curated record. Lineage: Eukaryota; Metazoa; Arthropoda; Arachnida; Araneae; Eresidae.